Molecule: messenger RNA, 657 nt
Organism: Linum tenue
Lineage: Eukaryota; Viridiplantae; Streptophyta; Magnoliopsida; Malpighiales; Linaceae
Source: the annotation of a GenBank genome assembly
UGACCGUGAAAGAAGAAAGGGCGCCGAGAGAGAGAGAGAGAGAGAGAGCCAUGGUCUCUGGGGUUCCAUCCAGUAGGAUCUGCACAGCUUGGUUAUGGUUAUGAAUGUUUGAGAAAAAGACGUUUCAGUUAUGGUUUUGCUUGUUUGUGGAAAGAGGGAAUGUUAUUGAUGUGGAGAGGGGAUGUGUGCGUCUGACGAUGAGAAAUUGAUUAUGAUUGGGGGGAGAUUAAUUGAGAGAAAACUGACCUGGUCUGGUCUGGUCUGGUAUGGUCUUUUAUUAAUGAUCCGUCCUUUUCAGCUGAUGGCUUCUGCUGCUCCACCUCCACUCCCAGCCCCAGCCCCAGCCCAGGGAAGAAAAAGGAAAGCAAAGUCUCUGUGUUUUUCAGUGUGUUCCCUUUCUGAUCUAAAUUCUGCCCCCGGAAUUAGAGCGAGCGAGCGAGCAGAGGAGCUGCUUUAUUUUUUAUAGGCAGCUGCCGAUCUUCUAAUAGGCUGCUUGAAGUCGGUAGUGAUGUUGGUCAGUUGGUGUGGGCUGGCAGCAGAGCCGGUGUUGAUCCACAACUCUGCUUGCAAACUAAAAGUGAAGGACAAGGUACGCGUCGCGACAUCAUCUUUUAUUCCGCCGUUCCACGAUGAUCAGGAGGUGGCUGACCUCUGCCU